UUAUGUAGUUGCUUCUACCUAUUUUCUAAAAUUUGUAGCUCAUGUGCAUAUUAUUUUCAAAGUAAAAACUAUUUUACAUUUCGUUGCAACGUAUACGGUACUGAAUCAGGGUGUGGCUCAUACAUACCUAAAAAUGUUGGCAAAAACACGUGUGUGCAAAAUUUGUGGCUAAUGGGAAUACCCAUCUCGGACGAACAGGACUGUUACUACAUGAUCCCUGAAUACAGGAAGAAGCAUUGUUUUACCUAUGUAUUUUACCACUUAAAUAUUUGUAGUUUGUACUUUAUAUGUACAUACAAAUAAAUGCCAAACAUUCCCAAUAACGAACUCAUCACACAUCGCCCAAAAAGCAUGUGUUUAAAUCUACAGAAUCAUCCCAUCUUCAAGAUUACUGUGGCGAUUGUGGUGACGGUUUUGUACUUUCACUGGAUGACACAGAUUCACGAAAAGCAUGACAACCUUAUCAAGCAAAGCGGAGAAGAUACUGUCGAACUAUUACGGAGUUUUGAGACGAAAACACUAUCAUCAUUUGAAUCCCUGAAAAAUAAAGUAGCAUCACUAUCCCAGCCAACUCAACCAACUCAAACAGAAGGAAAUAAAAUAGAUUUUGGUGUAGCAGAUACAGGAUUUUGGGAAGGAAUGUACGCCAAAUCGAGACAUGUAUUUGAUGAACCAUUAGCGACGGCAUUGAUAACAUUUUUGAAAGCGGAAAAUGUGAAAACUCUCCUGGAACUCGGUUGUGGGACGGGUGCAUACGCCAAACAAAUGAAAGCUGCCGGAAUUUUGGUAGCCUGUUACGAUGGAAAUCCACAAACUCAAGAUUUGUCCGAGGGUCGUUGUGGCGUCGUGGAUUUGAGUAAACCACUGGAUUUUGUCAAUUCGAAUGGACACUUUCACUCGAAGUUGGGGAACAUAUUCCAAAAGAAUUUGAGGAUAUUUUUAUAACAAACGUCAGUGGGGCGAAGAAUGGAUUAAUUCUUAGCUGGGCGAUUGAAGGACAAGGCGGAACAUCGCAUGUUAACAAUCACAAUAAUAGCUAUAUACGGGAUAAAAUUGAACCAAGAGGGUUUGAGUCUGAUUUGGAGAUGGAGAAAGUUUUUAGAGAUGCGGCUCGUAAUGGAUGGUUUAAAAAUACUAUAAUGGUAUUUCGGAAGAGCUCUAGGAAGGAAUGAUAUAGCGGUCAGGCAGGGUUAGUGAGAUAAUUGUGGUCAGUGGAUUUUUUACGUAAAAACACCAUAUUUUCACAAACCAAAUAAUUUUAUAUCACACUACAACUCAAAAAUUAACUGAAUCAUAACUGCA
Molecule: messenger RNA, 1302 nt
Organism: Folsomia candida
Lineage: Eukaryota; Metazoa; Arthropoda; Collembola; Entomobryomorpha; Isotomidae
Exons: 3
Coding region: 304-945 (213 amino acids)
Source: RefSeq, a predicted model, not a curated record